GUCAGCGGCGGCCGGCGCGUCGUGGGGCCUGGGCCGAGGCGUCCGCAGAGGCCGCUGCGGCCAGUCGCUGCCGCCGCCACCGCCGGCCCCUUCACCGGCUUCCCCGUUCAGACCUAGCCGGGAGGGGUGAGAGGGAUGCAGCUUGGGACCCAGCUCCGGUGCCUCACCCCGUAAAGGGCUGAUCUUCCACCUCGCCACCCAGCCACGGGAAGCCAAGACCGCAGCCAGCCCAGAUCUCUCCUGGUGCUUGUGAAGCUGAACACAACAAAAGUAUGGAUAUGGGAAACCAACACCCUUCUAUUAGUAGGCUUCAUGAAAUCCAAAAGGAAGUAAAAAGUAUAGAACAGCAAGUAAUUGGCUUCAGUGGUGUGUCAGACGACAAGAAUUACAAGAGACUGGAGAGAAUUCUAACAAAACAGCUUUUUGAAAUAGACUCCGUAGAUACCGAAGGAAAAGGUGAUAUUCAGCAAGCUAGAAAGAGGGCGGCACAAGAGACAGAGCGUCUUCUCAAAGAAUUGGAGCAGAAUGCAAACCACCCGCACCGAGUGGAAAUACAGAACAUUUUUAAGGAAGCUCAGUCCCUUGUGAAAGAGAAGAUUGUGCCAUUCUACAGCGGAGGCAACUGUGUAACUGAUGAAUUGGAAGAAGGCAUCCAGGAUAUCAUUCUUAGGCUGACACAUGUUAAAACUGGAGGAAAAAUCUCACUGCGGAAAGCAAGGUAUCACACUUUAACCAAGAUCUGUGCAGUGCAAGAGAUCAUUGAAGACUGCAUGAAGAAGCAGCCUUCCCUGCCGCUUUCCGCAGACGUACAUCCUUCAGUUGCCAAAAUUAACUCCGUGAUGUGUGAUGUGAACAAGGCUAGAGGCACUCUGAUUGCACUUCUGAUGGGCGUGAACAACAGCAACAACGAGACUUGCAGGCACUUAUCUUGUGUGCUCUCGGGACUGAUUGCUGAUCUGGAUGCUUUAGAUGUGUGCGGGCGUACAGAAAUCAGGAAUUAUCGAAGGGAGGUAGUAGAAGAUAUCAACAAAUUAUUGAAAUAUUUGGAUUUGGAGGAGGAAGCAGACACUACAUAUGCUUUUGACCUGGGACAGAAUCAUUCCAUUUUAAAAAUCGAAAAGGUCCUCAAGAGAAUGAGAGAAAUAAAAAACGAACUUCUUCAAGCACAGAAUCCUUCUGAACUGUACCUGAGCUGCAAAACAGAAUUGCAGGGUUUGAUUGGACAGUUGGAUGAGGUGAGUCUUGAGAAAAACCCCUGCAUUCGAGAAGCCAGGAGAAGAGCCGUGAUUGAAGUGCAGACACUUAUAACGUACAUCGACUUGAAGGAAGCCCUUGAGAAAAGAAAGUCUUUUGUUUCUGAAGAGCACCCGUCCCAUAAAGCAGUCUGGGACGUCCUUGGAAACUUGUCAGAGAUCCAGGAGGAAGUUCUUUCGUUUGGCGGAAAUCGGACUGAUAAGAAUUACAUUCGGCUGGAAGAGCUGCUCACCAAGCAGCUGCUGGCCCUGGAUGCCGUGGAUCCGCAGGGAGAGGAGAAGUGCAAGGCUGCCAGGAAGCAGGCGGUAAAGCUCGCCCAGAACAUUCUCAGCUAUCUCGACCUGAAAUCCGAUGAAUGGGAGUACUAAAAUGCCAAGAGAGCUCACGUCUGAUAUUGCUUGUUCUGCACUUUAUAUAUACUUCUAUGUAUUUAUAGAGAGCUUGCAGUUCAUUGAGCCUAAAUAUGAUUUAUACGUGCAUAUUUCAACCUCAGUAUUUAUAAUUUAAGCAAAUUAUAUUCAGUAUCUCUACUGCUUUUGAUUUUGCAAAAACAAAUAUCAUUACAGUGCGUUAACUUUUCCAUUUGGGUCCUUAUCUGUAUGCUGUGAUAUGGUUUUGUUUGUUUGAUUUUAGUUUGGGGGUGUUUUUUCUCCUCUUAUCAAAAUAUAAACUACAGACAGCUUUUCUAAUUAAUUUUUUAAAUGGGUUAUACAAACAUUAAAAUGCAGAUAUUCAGAAUCUCAAAAAAUAGAUAUAAUACCUUACACAAUACUAGAAAAUUAUGAGGAAAGAAGAAAUUUUACAUUAGGUAGGAGUAAGGUCCAAGCACAAAAGCAGUACAAUGAGACAUAGUGAUAUGCUGAGGAAAGCAGAAGGAUCUGUUUCAUUUGGGAAUCUUGAUUUGGUCUCAGUCAAUUAGUAGGGUGGGUUCUUUUUGUGGUUGUUGUUCAUUGGAUGGUUUUGAUUGAAGAUCUAUUCUUUCAUAAAAGUUUUUUGUUUGAAAAAAUGUCUGCAAACCCUCCCCCUCCCAAUAUUCUGCAUUUAGAGAAGGGAUCUCCUAUUUUUGUGCGUGUGAUAUAGGAAAAUUAUGAAAGCUAAUAGUGAAAAAAAACAAUGAGACUGCAUUGAAAGGAUAAAACAUCGUCUAUUAAAUACCUUCAAGUUGUUUUUGUUUGUAAACCAAUUUUUCCUUUGUAAUUAGUACAGAUUGAAACAUUUAAAUGAAGUUAAGAAAUCUUAAAAAAAAAAGAAAAAAAAAAGAGGAAGUCUAUAGUUAGAGAAUGAAAACUGAAAACUGGUUCCCAAAGCCAAGUUACAUAAAAACUAGCAGAACCAUUUGAGUGUAGUAUGUAAUGGUCUCCUGUCACUCAAGGCUGUGUACUGGACAUGCUUGUUAAACGUGCCCAGUGCUAUUUUACAAUGUGUUAUAGCAGAAACUGUCAGUUGCCCUGCAGAACCAGAUCUUCAUAGCUUGUCAGAAGAAGUCAGCUAUCAACAGCCAGCAUCUUAAACCUCCCACUCUCUGGGACUAAGUAGCAGAGUUGCUGGCUUGUUCCAGGUGCCUGCUGAACUACUUAGGUCACAUUUUGGAGUGCAGGAGUUUCUUUAUUGUCUAAAAGAGCCAUCAAUUUAAAUAUAUUGGUGCGUGAAAUGUUUUUCUUCUGCCACAGGAGUAUAUUUAUUUCUGUAAAUACUUUCUGAGGAUCCAGCUUUAGGCUUGCCUAUGAAUGCAAUGAAAGAAUCCGAAGUGCCUUUGUAACGUUUUAGUCCCGGUAUUAUAACUGAUUGACAGACUGCUCUUUUCUGCAGUCACCUUUCACAGAAUAGCCAAUUGUAUUAUAGUACAUCUUUUGAAUUCUAUAGUAAUCUCCCAUUUCCUCUCAGAGAUUCAUAUUAACUUGGGAACUCUGUGUAGGGAAGUUGUCAUUUUAAACACCUAAAACUUGAUAGAUAAAGGAAUAGCCCUAAAAACCUAAAUGACAGUAAAAGCAUAGCCCUAUACAAAGCCUCACUUUGUCUCUCAGUAUUGCCCCUUAAUUAAAAAUCCUUGGUAAGUCUUCCUACUGGAAUGUUCUAGAAUCAUUAGAGAGUUGGGCCAAAGGGGAAUGUUGGGGUCUUGGGGCAAUGAGCUCCUCCCCCUACAGGUCAGAAGUGUUCUCAUUUUGGCCACGGUAGUUUUAGGAUUGCUUUUCUGGAUCAUAACUUUAAAGUGCUCUUACUAUCUCGAGGAGUUUUUAAGUUAGAGCACUGUCUUAAUUAUACCGCUGGGAAAUCAAGGUGAUAAUUCAUUUUGGAUGCAUCCUUUGCCAGGUUAUACCAUUUAAUUUUUAAUUUUGUUCUUGAAAGUUAAAUGUCAACAUGUCCUUUAAAAGUAUCCAUUGUUCUUUGGAAACAGCUCUUUUUACCUGUAGUUCUUUUCAAACAAAUUUUUUUAUAGCUUUUAUAGAGAAGUCACUGUUCCUAAGCUUCAAGCAUUGUGGUGACUAGGAUGCUGAACUCUUCUGCAGUCAUUUUGAAAUUUUUGCAUGGUUAUUUUAGUAACCUAAACUAUCACACUGGCCUGGAGUGACUGUCAAGGCAUGAUUUCUGCCUAUUUUCAGUGUGUUCGUGUUGCUCGUACCCAAUCAGUCUCACAUAAUGAGCCCCGUAACACCAGAUUGGGCUAUUCUCGUUCCUCGUUGGGAGCAUUGUGUUGACACAGGCUGCUGCAUGUGAUUUUUAAAUUGGGCUCUUCACAUUGUAUUGUGUUUUAUGAACUUACAUGAAGAGACUCUGUAAUGGAAGUAAAACCUACCCUAAAAAUUAUGGCCUUGGGUCCACAUUAAACAGUACAAUCCAUGUUCAUACGAAAA
Choloepus didactylus (southern two-toed sloth) is the source of this 4106-nucleotide messenger RNA. RefSeq names its product BAG cochaperone 5 (gene BAG5). The transcript has 2 exons. Gene Ontology annotation, biological process: regulation of inclusion body assembly; negative regulation of protein ubiquitination; protein stabilization. NCBI's taxonomy places the organism in Eukaryota, Metazoa, Chordata, Mammalia, Pilosa, Megalonychidae. The record is from RefSeq and is a predicted model, not a curated record. The coding region runs from base 273 to 1622 and encodes 449 amino acids. Gene Ontology annotation, cellular component: nucleus; cytosol; cytoplasm. Gene Ontology annotation, molecular function: adenyl-nucleotide exchange factor activity; protein-folding chaperone binding.